This is a messenger RNA of Ambispora leptoticha, 327 nucleotides long. Lineage: Eukaryota; Fungi; Glomeromycota; Glomeromycetes; Archaeosporales; Ambisporaceae. The record is from the annotation of a GenBank genome assembly.
AUGGCUCUCUUACAACUAACACGAGCGCAAAAUGCACCUCAAACAGAAAACAUCCCACCACCAGCUCCGGAGGGUGAUCUCAUAUCAUUCGAUGAAAAUCCACCGACGCACCAGCCGAGUGAGGCAACGAGUUUUAUGAUGGAAAAAGAAAAUGAAACUAGUCUAGCCCCACUAAAAAGUGAAAAAAUAAGUGAACAAGAGAAUACAUGGAUAAAUUUAGCAACAACUGGUGCUCUAGUAUUUACAGAAAAAUAUGAUGGAGAAGCUAAUCAAUAUGAUGUAAAUUCGAUGUAUGUAUAUGAAAUGAUAAAGUACGAAGCAUCACAG